Myotis lucifugus (little brown bat) is the source of this 3585-nucleotide messenger RNA. RefSeq names its product glutamate decarboxylase 1 (gene GAD1). The transcript has 17 exons. The record is from RefSeq and is a predicted model, not a curated record. Lineage: Eukaryota; Metazoa; Chordata; Mammalia; Chiroptera; Vespertilionidae. Bases 547 to 2331 code for a protein of 594 amino acids. Gene Ontology annotation, biological process: GABA biosynthetic process. Gene Ontology annotation, molecular function: glutamate decarboxylase activity; pyridoxal phosphate binding. Gene Ontology annotation, cellular component: presynaptic active zone; cytoplasm.
GAAUUCUUCACAGGAAUUAUCUUUUCCCUCGUCUCACCCGACACUAUUUAUAAAAAAAAAACCACGAGCGUGUUGAGUACAUACUGGAUUACUCAUAGGGUCAUUUUUUUUCCGGGCGCAAAACCGUGAUCUGGGUUUAUAAUCGCCGUGUAAAGCUCCAGAGGCGGUCACGCACCUGCAGAGGAGCCCCGCCGCUCGGCCGACGAGCUGCCCCCGCGAGCAGCGGCCGCGUGAUUCCCCCGCCUCGCGGGGUCCCGCCUCCCUACUCCGCCCCCGCCUCCCCCAAGCCUCGCCGCCGCCUCUCCCCGUCGCUCUCUUCUCCUCCGGGCGCUAGUGUGCGGGACGGUGCUCGUGGGAGCGAGGCGGCAGCUGGAGGUGACGCGGGGCCGAUUAAGCCUGUGGCGGAGCCAGCCGAGCCGAGCGGAUCGCUCGGCGCCGCGCGGAGGAGCAGCGGAAGCGCUCGGGUUGCUGUCGCCGAGCCAAGCCUAUUCCUGCGCCUGACGGGCCGAGGACCCGGGCAGCAGAGGCCCCGGCACGACAGAGGCGAUGGCGUCUUCGACCCCUUCUUCAUCGGCUACCUCCUCGAACGCUGGAGCGGACCCCAAUACUGCCAACCUGCGUCCCACAACGUAUGACACCUGGUGUGGCGUGGCCCAUGGAUGCACCAAAAAACUGGGGCUCAAGAUUUGCGGCUUCUUACAAAGGACCAACAGCCUGGAAGAGAAGAGCCGGCUGGUGAGCGCCUUCAAGGACAGGCAGGCCUCCAAGAACCUGAUUUCCUGCGAGAACAGCGACAGGGAUGGCCACUUCAGGCGCACAGAGACUGAUUUCUCCAACCUGUUUGCUCGAGAUCUGCUUCCAGCUAAGAACGGGGAGGAGCAAACUGUGCAAUUCCUACUGGAGGUGGUGGACAUACUCCUCAACUAUGUCCGCAAGACGUUUGAUCGCUCCACCAAGGUGCUGGACUUCCAUCACCCACACCAGCUGCUGGAAGGCAUGGAGGGCUUCAACUUGGAGCUCUCUGACCAACCUGAGUCCCUGGAGCAGAUUCUGGUUGACUGCAGAGACACCCUGAAGUAUGGGGUUCGCACAGGUCAUCCUCGAUUUUUCAACCAGCUCUCCACUGGACUGGAUAUCAUUGGAUUAGCUGGUGAAUGGCUGACAUCAACUGCCAACACCAACAUGUUUACUUAUGAAAUUGCUCCAGUGUUUGUCCUCAUGGAGCAAAUAACGCUUAAGAAGAUGAGAGAGAUAGUUGGAUGGUCAAAUAAAGAUGGUGAUGGGAUAUUUUCUCCUGGGGGAGCCAUAUCCAACAUGUACAGCAUCAUGGCAGCGCGCUACAAGUACUUCCCAGAAGUUAAGACAAAGGGCAUGGCGGCCGUGCCCAACCUGGUCCUCUUCACCUCAGAACAUAGCCACUACUCCAUAAAAAAGGCUGGGGCUGCGCUUGGCUUUGGAACCGACAAUGUGAUUUUGAUAAAGUGCAAUGAAAGGGGGAAGAUAAUUCCUGCUGAUUUAGAGGCAAAAAUUCUUGAAGCCAAGCAAAAGGGAUAUGUUCCUCUUUACGUCAAUGCAACUGCUGGCACGACUGUUUAUGGAGCCUUUGAUCCGAUACAGGAGAUUGCAGAUAUAUGUGAGAAAUAUAACCUUUGGCUGCAUGUCGAUGCUGCCUGGGGCGGUGGGCUGCUCAUGUCCAGGAAGCACCGUCAUAAACUCAGUGGCAUAGAAAGGGCCAGCUCGGUGACCUGGAACCCUCACAAGAUGAUGGGCGUGCUGCUGCAGUGCUCCGCCAUCCUCGUCAAGGAGAAGGGGAUACUCCAAGGAUGCAACCAGAUGUGUGCAGGCUACCUCUUCCAGCCAGACAAGCAAUAUGAUGUCUCCUAUGACACCGGGGACAAGGCAAUUCAGUGUGGCCGUCACGUGGACAUUUUCAAGUUCUGGCUGAUGUGGAAAGCAAAGGGAACAGUGGGAUUUGAAAAUCAGAUCAACAAAUGCUUGGAACUGGCUGAAUACCUCUAUGCCAAAAUUAAAAACAGAGAAGAAUUUGAGAUGGUUUUCAAUGGUGAGCCUGAGCACACAAAUGUCUGUUUCUGGUACAUCCCACAAAGCCUCCGGAGCAUGCCGGACAGCCCUGAGCGGCGGGAAAGACUCCACAAGGUGGCUCCCAAAAUCAAAGCCCUGAUGAUGGAGUCUGGCACGACCAUGGUUGGCUACCAGCCUCAGGGGGACAAGGCCAACUUCUUCCGGAUGGUCAUCUCGAACCCGGCCGCCACCCAGUCUGACAUCGACUUCCUCAUUGAGGAGAUCGAGAGACUGGGCCAGGAUCUGUAGCCGCCCGUAGAACACGAGGCCAUGGGGAUUCCCGUUCCCCUCUGGCACGCUAGAGCCUCCUCGGCAAGUUGCUAAAACAAUAGGCCAUUUCACUGAGGGAAAAUAUAUUAUCUUGAAUACUGUUAAACCCUUACUUAAGCUUGUGAUAGUUAGCAGGAAAUAAUGUUCUUUUUAAAAAGUUGCACAUUAGGAACACAGUAUAUAUGUACAGUUAUAUAUACCUCUCUCUAUAUAUAUAUAUGUAUGUAUGUAUAGCGAGUGGAUGUUAGUAAUAGAUCACAGCAUGUUCCUACUCCAAGACAAUUAACUUUACCUGACGGGCCAAAUAUGCUGCAAACCAGCUCGCCCAACAACCCCAGGAAAGAUGUUCCUCCAGAUGUUGUGUUGUAGGGACCAAGGGAAAUCCUGUGAGCAGGAGUUGACCUUGUGUCAUUGUUUUCCCCACCUAAAGUGAUGACGGAUGAGAAAAAGCACCGCUCGGUGACAAGAGUCACACCCUCCCCAUUAGUAUCUGGUUAAGGAAAAAUAGUAGCAGAGUCAUUGUUCCAGGUGUGCUGUUGCUGUAUUUUUAGAAAUUCAUUUGUGUAGAUUGUGCAUAUCUCUGUUGUCUGACCUUGGGGCGGAGGAAAAACACAUGUAAUGAUCUAAAUGACUGUUUAAUUGUAGGUAUAUGAGAUAUUUGCUUAUUUAUAUUCAGAGAUUUACCAUGUUAAAGAGGUGUCUUGUAUUUUCUUCCCAUUCGUAAUGUAUCUUAUUUAUAUAUAAAUGCAGUAAGUUCUGAAAACUGUUCAUGGUAUUUUCGUGCAUUUGUGAGCCAAAGAGAAAAGAUUAAAAUGAGUGAGACUUGUACUUAUAUAAGAGUGCCCUUAAAUGAUUUAAGCCUAAGUUCACUGUCUGUAAGAGAAUUCUGAUACUGUACAUAGAGCCGUAUAUAUGGAAAUCCCAUCACUUACACAGCAUCUGCUCUUCUGUUACCCUCUCUGUCUGGCUGUAUGUCAGUGUGCCCAAUGCUUUUCUAGUAACUGUUGGAUAAUAACUAGAUCUCCUGUAAUUUUGUAGUCGUUCGUGACCAAUCCCUGUGACUUGCUUAGCUCAAACCUAAGGCAACAUUUCCGAAGACCUUCUGAAGAUCUCAGCGAAAUGGACCAGCCUCACCUCUGUUUCUGAGGAAAGGAAAUUCACACUGUGCAUUUUAGAGUAUGCAAGAAGAAUAUAAACAAAUAAAAAUACUCUCCAUGGAGAACUGAAACAAAA